Ostrinia nubilalis (European corn borer) is the source of this 1261-nucleotide messenger RNA. It is a transcript of the gene CAH9, whose product is annotated as carbonic anhydrase 7. Gene Ontology annotation, molecular function: zinc ion binding; carbonate dehydratase activity. The transcript has 5 exons. Gene Ontology annotation, cellular component: plasma membrane. Gene Ontology annotation, biological process: one-carbon metabolic process. Lineage: Eukaryota; Metazoa; Arthropoda; Insecta; Lepidoptera; Crambidae. The record is from RefSeq and is a predicted model, not a curated record. Bases 83 to 1045 code for a protein of 320 amino acids.
CGAUUAGUAUAUAAGCCGUCGGCGGCCAAGCAGGAGCAUCGAGUUCACUCAUCCUCAUCUCAUACAAACAGUGAAGUGAAAUAUGAAUUCUAUCAUUUAUUCAGCUGUCUUCGCCAUUUUGGCGGUCAACGCCUCGCUCGUCCUCGGCUGGGGUUACAGAGCUUCUGACCAGAGACGAUGGGCUGUGCUGCACCCCGCUUGCGGCGGCAGGCAACAGUCGCCCAUUGCCAUCUCCGCCCGCCAAGCCAUUCCCAUCUCCAUCCCAGCUAUGGAACUCAUCGGCUACCAGAAUCCUCUGCCUGGGCCGCUCACUAUAACCAACAACGGUCAUUCUGUGGCGCUAACCAUCCCGAAAUACAGUUCUGAAGAAGAAAAGAAAGGUUUCCGUCUGCCAUACAUCUUCGGAGGUCCCCUCGAUACAGAAUACGAAAUCGAAGGUCUCCACUUCCACUGGGGCGACAAGAACAACCGCGGUUCCGAGCACACCCUCAACGAUAUGCGCCUGCCUCUCGAGAUGCAUAUCAUCCACAGGAACAAGAAAUACAGGAACCUCGCUGAAGCUCUCCAGCACCCCGAUGGUCUUUGCGUCCUUGCCUUCUUCUACCAGGUUGUGGAAUUCGACGCCAAGCUGCUGACUCCCAUCGUCAAGAACCUGUCCGCCAUCGAGAACUACAACACCAGCAUGCAGCUGCCCCAUACCUUCUCCCUGUCUUCCAUCCUGUCUGGUCUGGACACCGAGCGUUUCUACACCUACAAGGGAUCCCUCACCACCCCUCCCUGCGCUGAGGCCGUCACGUGGGUUGUCUUCUCUGACUACCUCCCGAUUUCUGUCUUCCAGAUGGACAACUUCCGCGGCCUCCUGUCCAACCUGAACCUGCCUCUCGUGGACAACUUCAGGCAACUGCAGCCACUCUUCGGUCGGCGCAUCUUUGUCCGCAUCACCUCCAAGAACCCCAAGUUCAAGAAGACCAAGCUCCACUACUCCAAAUGGGACUGGGUCGGACACAAGAAGACCGAAAACGACGUCGCCGAAUUCGACGAGUAAACGCACCUAAACUAACACAUUACUUAAUUCUAAGCUACGGGUAUAUCUCUAAUCUCACUGUCGAUACCAAAUACCGAUUUGUUACCUGAUAACUGUUCUACUCAUAGGUUGUGUGCACAAAAUAUUGUUUGUAUUAUAUUUUCUGUGUGUAUAGCAUAAGUAUUAUUAUGUAAGUUUGUUAAUGAUAUUUGAAAAUAAAUAAACAUUUGAAUAUAA